AUGGUUUUGGAACAAUUCAUUAAUUAUUUCCUAGGAGAUCCGGAUCCAAAACUUAGAGAAUGGCCGAUGAUGUCCUCGGGGUAUCCGCUAAUAAUCAUUACCCUUGGAUAUUUAUAUUUUAUCUAUAUCGCUGGUCCACGUUAUAUGAAAGAUAGACCGCCAUAUAAAUUAAGAACCUUCAUAUUAGUUUACAAUAUAUUUCAAAUUUUAGCAAAUGCCUGGAUUGUAAAGGAGCAUAUACGUGGCGGAUGGUUCACGGAAUAUGGAUUCAUAUUGGCUUGGAAACCAGAUAUCGAUAGUCCCAAUGCACAAGUGCUGACGAAUGCUUUUUGGUGGUUGAUACUACUAAAAUUUUUUGAUUACGUUGAAACAUGUACAUACGUAUUGAGGAAGAAACAAAAGCAGAUCUCCAUUUUACACGUGUACCAUCACAUAUCAGUUGUAAUAAUUCUCUGGACGACAUUUAGAUACUACUGGGAUACGAGAUUUACAUUUUUGCCCUUAAUAAAUUGUUCUGUACAUGUAUUGAUGUACACGUACUAUUUGAGUGCUGCAUGCGGCCCAAAGGUUCAACAAAUAGUCGCUCCCUUCAAACGUUACAUGACCGAAAUGCAGAUGGUACAAUUGCUUUUUUUGUUGGCAUAUUUGCUACAAGUUCUACAUCCUUCCUGCGAUCUACCACGUGGAUAUAGAAUAGUCUAUGCAUUAAAUGGCAAUGUAAUAAUAAUUCUGUUUUUAUUUUAUAAUUUCUAUAGAGAAUCUUACGUUAAGAAAGAGAUAACUAAACAAAAAUCGUAA
Molecule: messenger RNA, 798 nt
Organism: Dinoponera quadriceps
Lineage: Eukaryota; Metazoa; Arthropoda; Insecta; Hymenoptera; Formicidae
Product: elongation of very long chain fatty acids protein AAEL008004-like
Exons: 4
Coding region: 1-798 (265 amino acids)
Biological process (GO): fatty acid elongation, polyunsaturated fatty acid; fatty acid elongation, monounsaturated fatty acid; very long-chain fatty acid biosynthetic process
Cellular component (GO): endoplasmic reticulum membrane
Molecular function (GO): fatty acid elongase activity
Source: RefSeq, a predicted model, not a curated record